Molecule: messenger RNA, 3573 nt
Organism: Odontomachus brunneus
Lineage: Eukaryota; Metazoa; Arthropoda; Insecta; Hymenoptera; Formicidae
Exons: 6
Coding region: 1501-2127 (208 amino acids)
Source: RefSeq, a predicted model, not a curated record
UAUUCGUAAUUGAAUGCAAAGUACCUUCUUUCGUAAUAUUCUGAUUCUACAAUGUGUAUUGUGACGUGGCAGCCGAAGGGCGCCCGUCACAAGGACGAGAGAGUUCCGUUCGCCUGAUUUCGCGUAUACCGGAAAAAGGGGGGGGGGGUGCAUAGCACUCCCGGAUAUUUUGGUGAUUAAAAACGACAGCUUUCCGCGGUCAUAUCGAUCGAGCGUAGAGGGGGGUUGAUUAGCGAAACGUAUGCGGUUCUGCAAGUGGGAUGGUCAUCGCGCCCUACGAAAAUGUGCCCCCAACUCUCCUCGUCGAACACGAAGGGCAGAGACUCCAGGACACCGAGGGAACCAGAAGAAAGAGGAAACGUUAUCGGCCUCAAGGAAAGUCGCCGUUUAAAUGGUAAGUGACAGUACUUUAACUCUCGUACAUAAGAACGUGUUAUCAUUCCGAUUUCGGCUGCCGCUGGCGAUAUUUGUUUACAGCACGCUGCUAGACGCGGGACGGAGAGGCAAGGAGACUCGCAACAGCUGGCAACAAAGCAGGUGGCACGGAAACACGGAGAUCCCGGCGAGACAACAGAGAGAGAGGGAGAGGGAGAGAGAGAGAGAGAGAGAGAGGGGGGGGAGGUUCGCCGAGCAGAGAAAAAGCGAGAAUAAUGCGAGAUCAAGAGACUUGCUCGUGAUCGACGAUAGUUUUUGCACACGACUCUCGUGACUUUCGAACAUUGCGUUUUCUUUUGUGUACCGUACUCUCGUAAGACUCAGGACAUACCGCACGGAAGUCCGAGUUUCCUGGAGUAUCGCGAUACUAGAGUGAUCUCUCGAGGACAAGUAUAUCUCGCGGGACUCCUGGAGAGUGAGCGACCACGGUCCUGAACCUCCUAGCGGCGAAGCUCGGGCACAGAGCGGCGAUAUCGAGGCGGAGGCGAACAGCGAGAGGCGAGGCGAGCGACCCGGAGGGAAGACGAGGAAGAGUUCGACCAAUUGUAAGACCUCCCAUUCGUUUGCAAUUAUUAUCGUUGUCGUGGAAUUGUCGUCAGUAGUCUACCGCAUGCCGAGUGGUCGCACGAACUUAUUUGAGAGAUCCAAAUUAGGAGCACAUUGAUUAGCGAACGUAUCGACACGAGCGAGAUAGGGAUAGCGCCCGGAAUACGCCUGUACCGAUAUAAUAAAGGAUCUAUACCGAAGUUUCGAGUGCCUUCUUUUCCCUCGGCUCCCAACCAUAAAAGAAUAAACCCAGCCCUACUCCGACUAAAAUAAAAGAAGAGCUACCGGUCCCGUUCUGUCCCCGCGAUAUCAGAGACGGGCGGUAAUUUAGAGAUCUUGGCGAGUGAAUAUUAGUGAGGAGGUGCGGCCUUACCGCACCUGGCGCCCAACUAGCAUUAACGAGCCCGAAACGAGAUCCGGGGAUCGCGGUAGUUUGUCGACGAGGCGGACAGACGACUGUCCGCCACUAUUGAUAAUAAAAAUCGUCACAGUAUUAACAUGAACAACUGUUUUUAGAAAAUGUUCAAUGCGCGGCAGGAUACUUGGGCUAAGUGGAAGAAAAUACAACGACCCGCUCCAGAUCAUAUCGAUGAGAUUCCUAAUAAUGAGAAAGUGACUAGUAAAUUAGACACUUUAAAUGAAUUGAAACACCGCGUUUCAUUACUGACAACAGAAAAUAAUUCUCUCCACAGCGAAAAUAUGAUACUGCAAAAAUAUAAAGAGUUACUGGAAAGUUUCCCAGAAGUAGUGAGAAACAUUAAUGUCAUUAAACGUGACAUUAAAUAUAUUAAAACAGAAAUUAAUGCUCUUAAAAAAGGAGAGACUGAAGUUGACAUUAUAACUUCAAAAACAACUUGCAAGCCGAUCGAAGAAAGUCACGUUCCCAUCAAGGUGCGGCAAAAGCAAAAUGAUAUCAAUACAUUAACAUGCGAUGAAUCCCAGAUGAUGAUUGAAGUCGGCAAUGCUAGUUCGGACAUAUUUGUUUCCAAGUCAUUUGAAGAAAACACUGAUAAGACGACACAGUUACAAUUACCGAGUCUAAUAUUCUUGAAGCGGCAUCCAAAAAAUUCGAGCUGUUUUCCACUAGAGUCGCUAAAUGCGACCAUUCCAAUGCAGCUCGCCUUACGAGCGACCUGCUGUCGGUAGUUUUUCCCAAACAGGAGUUAGCAAUAUCUUCUCUGACUGGUAAAGUCAGCCACUUUCAAAUCCAACAAGGUGUUGCUGAUGAAGUGCCAAAUGUUGCCGACAGGGAUAAUGGUAAUGCAGGGGGAGAGGGAGAAGGAGAAACUAAUUAAAUUAUUUUAUAGUUAUACGUCAUAUUUUGUUGACUUUAUUCGUUUUAUAUUACGUAGCUUUAAAACGUUAAUGUAUAUGACAUGUAUUAAAAUAAAUAAUUAACGUGCAAUUGAAAUAUCCUUUAAUACACUUUUAUUUUGUAUAUUACAAUAUGUCACAAUUUUAAUUCGAUGUCUAACGUAUGAAUUAACGGAAUGAAAAUAAAUUCGUUGUGAUAUGGUAUAUAAAACAACUUACAUUUUAUCUCGCUUAACUGAUACAAUUUCGCGUCGCGGAAAUCGCAUACGUAUUUUGUAUGCCCUUCAGAAUUUUUAUUAAGUAUACCUUUUGAAGCGAAAAUAUUCAAACGGGAUGAUGCAAAAGGUUUUGUAAAGAAAUCGUACUUGCUUUUAAGACUAACACCGUACACGUGGAUUGCAUUCUCAAAAUAAGUUGCAUUUUUCAUCGAUACAAUCUCUUCAUUAUUUGUUAAGAAAUAUCUAUUUUUAUUAUCGCAUAAAACAAAAUCAUUUGUUAAAUUUAGCUGCUUAUAAACGUUUGUACACGUUGGCACCUCAUGUAUACCAUUGAUAGUUUCAUUUGCAACAUUUAUGUUACAAUGACUUGUACUUUUUGAUGACCAAUUCAUUGUUGACAAUUCAAGAAUUCGCCGACUAAUUUGACUGAGUGGCAGAUUACCACUAUGAACUAAUCUCUUUAUGUGUCCGAGAUAAUUUUCGAACGGAUAUGAGCUGAUUCCAGGUAAAGGACCAAACUUUUUUACGUCAUCUAUCACAUGACAAAUAUUAUGCACAUUACUGCUUAUAGAAUCUAUUCCGUAGAUGUCUAUAAAUUUCUCAAUAUAAUCGUUUAAUAAAAUUUCAGCAAUACUUAAAUAUUUAGAAUAAUAUUUGCAUGAAAGAAUCGUAAUUGCGCUACUGAGGUUUAGAAAAUGUUCAUAACUUUCUGAUGAUAACAAAUUUGUUAAAAGUACGGGACCAAGAUAUAACAAAAGAACUCGAUAUUCCGCACCUUUCCAAAAUUUCAGGUGUUUUAGCGAACGUAUAGCUCGAUGAAUAUCCAUCGGUUUUGUUUCAUUACAUGCUUUUAGCAUUUCUGAUAAUUCAUCGGCUUGAGUAUUUGAUAAUUUUGUCCGGAAAUUAUAACUUCCUUCGCGCCAUCCAUAUAAACAUCUACGCAUGAUACCUGUAUACAAAUAUUUUAUUACGUCACAAAAAAUUAAAAAAUAACAGUUUAAGAGAGAGAGAGAGAGAGAGAGGCCAGGACUAUAAUAAAAAAUUUAAAACAUACCUAAAU